Molecule: messenger RNA, 399 nt
Organism: Sabethes cyaneus
Lineage: Eukaryota; Metazoa; Arthropoda; Insecta; Diptera; Culicidae
Product: RNA-binding protein cabeza
Exons: 1
Coding region: 1-399 (132 amino acids)
Biological process (GO): RNA 5'-cap (guanine-N7)-methylation
Molecular function (GO): RNA binding
Source: RefSeq, a predicted model, not a curated record
AUGGUUGACCCCAAACGCAACAUCAAUAAGCUAACCGAAGAGGACGUUAUGUUUCUUAACGAGCUGGAAGAGGAGUCCAAAGACCGAUACACCGAGAACGACCCGGAGUAUCGAGCAGUGUGCGAAAAGCCCGUAAAACCACCGCCGAUAGUACAUCCCUGGAAAAAAUCAAGCCCCUACGGUGGUGGACACCAUGGCGGUGGAUAUUAUGGUGGCGGGCAGCGUCGCGGUGGCUACUAUAAUAAUAAUCGUGGUCGGCCUCAUCGUGGCAACCGGUAUGACCCCUAUAACAAUUCGUAUCGUGAUCGUAGUUAUGGCAGCCGUUACAGUGGUGGAGGUGGCGGCGGUGGCGGUGGUGAUUACGAUAGAAAUUACCGUCAAAGCUACAGCCGCAGAUAG